This is a messenger RNA of Nyctereutes procyonoides (raccoon dog), 9234 nucleotides long. It is a transcript of the gene ADGRG4, whose product is annotated as adhesion G protein-coupled receptor G4. Bases 1 to 9234 code for a protein of 3077 amino acids. The record is from RefSeq and is a predicted model, not a curated record. Lineage: Eukaryota; Metazoa; Chordata; Mammalia; Carnivora; Canidae. Gene Ontology annotation, molecular function: G protein-coupled receptor activity. The transcript has 23 exons. Gene Ontology annotation, biological process: adenylate cyclase-activating G protein-coupled receptor signaling pathway; cell surface receptor signaling pathway. Gene Ontology annotation, cellular component: membrane.
AUGAGACUCAUCUCCAAAAACCCUGAAGGAAAUGUUUCAGGAAGCAAACCUUUGCAGGAGGAUGACCUUAAGUUAUACAGUUUUCCAGCUGAUUUAAAGGGUGUGACCUACUUGGAUGAUCUCAGCUCACCACCAGAUAACAAGAAAAAGAAGAAGAAAGAGGAAGAUCUGGAGGAUGCACUUUCACUAAAAGGAAAAAGACUGGAUUUUUAUGGAAGAGCUGACAUGUACGUGAGCCUGACCAACACGAUUCCUGAACUCACUCGAUUCACAGCAUGCAUUGACCUGGUAUUCGUGGAUGACAAAUCAAGUAAUUGGAUGGCCUUCUCCUAUAUUACCAGUAAUGCCUUCCUGGGCAGAGAAGACAUAAACCUUGGACUUGGAGGAGACCAUCAGCAGCUAAUACUACACAGCUUGGGCAAGACCUUUUAUAUCCGUUACCACCUGACUCCGUUUCAAUGGUAUACAGUCUGUUUGAUGUGGGAUGGUGUGAAGGGCAGAUUAGAGCUCUUCCUGAAUACAGAAAGGAUACUUGUAAUGAUGGAUCAACCACAAAACCUGACACCUAAUGGGACUCUGAUUCUAGGACACUCUCUUAUGAACUGGGACAGCCAGGUUGAAAGUGCACUGCCUGGCUUCACUGGCAGCUUGUACUACUUUCAACUUUGGGACCACAUCGUGGAAAAUGAGGAGUUUAUGAAGUGUUUGGGUGGAAAUGUUGUUAGUUGGGAAGAAGAUGUUUGGCUCAUCAACAAGAUCAUUCCAACUGUUGACAUGAGACUGCGCUGCUCUGUUUCUGAAAAUAUAACAAUUCAAGAAAUGAGUACAACUCUUUCACAACAAAUAGAUUUGACAACUCCAUCCCAAGUUACUGGACUAAAACCACAAGAAACUAUAUACUCUUCUACAAUGUUUAAAAGCAUGCCUGUAUUUGCAGCUGAUUAUACAGCCAUAUCAUAUUCCAACACAACAUCUCCACCUCUAGAAGCAAUAACUGCACCGAAAUUUUUAAAAACACCUGUAACUGAGACAACCAGAUUCACAGCAGACAUUUUGUCUACUUCAGCAGCCAUCACUCCGCCUACCAAAAGUACCUCCAUAGGCACUACUACCAAUUUCAUGAAAGUAACUAAACCUCCAUCUUCAGACAGCACAAGAACGACAAAAAUGGCUGAAGCCAUUGCUACUGAGACCUUGCAUCCGACUACAGCUGCUAAUUUUCUAUACACAUCUGGACUUAGCAAGAAUUCAAUUAUAUCCAAAACUUCAGUGACUGAGUCUCAGUCGACCAUUAUGAAGACAUCUUUAUUCUCAUCUGCUGAGUUGACAUCCAUAUCUGCAACAUCUUGGCUCAAACACAAAUCCACAGGUAUUGAGGCACUUUCUAUCUCCACAGCUAGACAGGAGUUUCUUGCCUCUACAGCUGCUGGAACAUUACCUAGGUCCACAGUGGAACAUACUUCAGCUACAACCACUCAUGUUGGUACUGCAUCAGCAUUCAUACCUGAGUCUGUGCACAUCUCCACAGUUGCUCCAGAAGGUUCGGUAUUUCCUAGAAAUCAGACAGCAUCCACGUUGGCAACAACCAACAUGGAAAUAGCAUCUCCAGUUCAUUCAAAAACGCUCCAAACCAGGCCUAUUGAGAUGAUGCCUGUGCUAAGAACAACUGAAACAAAAUUGACAUCUACAAAUUUCCAAGACGUCUCUUCACCCAGGAUGGAGGAUAUAGUAUCUACCUCCAUACCAAAAAAGGCCUCUUCUGUGGCCCUUUCUUUCAGGACAUCAACCCCAUUCUCUGGAACUCAGAGUUUACAGCCAGUUAUUGAUGCUGAGACUAUACAUACAGCCUUGACUCUUGGGGUCACACUUGCCCCCAUGGCAACUGACACUCUGCUUCCCCCCAUAACACCUAGGCCAAUAUAUACCCAGGAUAUACCCACAGGUGGUGGAAACAUGCUUCCUUUGAAUUCCACCAGAUCAGCUUCCACAUUCAAGGCCUCUGAGUCUGGUCCCACAUCAAUAACUGAUGAUGGUACUCAUCUGUUCUCCACCAUUGAAACUACACAGACUUCCAGGCCAGACCAGACCCUGUUGACAUCAGCAUUCCACGCUUCUAAUACAGGACAUUCAUCCACUACUAGCACUCCUAUUAUCCCACCAGAAGCCCCCUCAGAAAGCAAGGCUACCACUAUCACUGGUGCUGGUAUUACUGCAGGCACUACUACAGACAGAUACGCAAAACCUCUAUCCAAAUUGACUACUUUGUGGUAUGCUAAUUUCUCCACAGUUUUGGGAACCACAUCUAUAACCCAACAGCCUGAGUUUAAACUUACCACUUUACAACUAAAACCUACCCCUCUGUCCAUAGCAGCUGGAAGUGAACUUCCUUCAACGCCAAGGGAGACAUUUGUUCCACCAGUAGGUGUAAUAUCUACCCUUGCUAACGUUGAACCAAAUGUUUCUACUGAAGAGAGUGCUUCUGAGACCACAGUAAUAGAGACAAAUGGCACAGUUGCAUUUGGAGAGACAAUAGCCCCUGUCCCAGAGUCUGCAACAACACAAAGGUGCAGUCAUCCUGUGAUAAGGAUAGAAACAACUUCCCGUUAUCUUGAGGGAAAAUCAACUAUAGCGGUGACAACUGAGCUUUCCCCAUUUGCAACAAUGCUGGAAGCAACAGAUGAAUCUGCGCAAAUGGUAACAGCUUCUGUCACCGCUUCCCCUUUUCCUGACAUUGAAAAGUUGACCACCCUGUUGGAUAAUAAAACUACAACUACUGAGGUGAGAGGAAGCUGGCUUCCUACAAAAUUGAUGACAACCACACCUAAGAGCUCCUACGAUGGAACCACAGAAAUCUUUAAUUCCACUCACACCCACACAGCACAUUGGACUUCAGAGGCUCCACCUGUGGGGGAUCCAAAUCCAUCUCCCAUUUUUGGGAGCACACAGACAUUCCCUGAACUCCUGGGAACUUCUACCACAAGGAUAGUGGGGACCAGUUUUGCCACUGUCCUUACAGACAUGAUAGCCAUGUCCUUGUCUGCUGGUGUCUCACCUCCACAGCAUACAGCUACCCAUUCCUCAACAACCCCUGCACCAUCAGCUACGGUGACCACAACAUCGGUGUCACCGUUGGAUCAGACUGCUUCCACAACCAGGAAUACCGUGCCUACCCACAGACACUCGAUUCACACCACUUCAGAAGCCACAGUGUUCUCUGUCGGGAUGACACCCACAAAAGUUCCUUCUCUGACAGAUACUCCGGUCCCCUCGUGGAGACCUCCCGCUCCUGUGGCAACUAUGGCUGAGACCACCUUUCUCUUCCCUUCGGCUGACACAGUAACCCCAUUUACACCCACUCUUGUCUGCUCUAAAUCUCUCCCCGACAACAUUCCUGUUGUGUCCUCCACCCAUGUGAUCUCAACUGUGUUUACACCAGUAGCAACCCAACCCAUGUCUCAAAGGGAGGAGACUUCUACCCAUGCUCUUAGCCUUCCAUACACUCUCAACAGCAGUGGAGAUGUUGUUAGCUUGGCUACUAGCACCAUAGAAACUUCUGUUGUUGAUGAAACCAUGCCCUCACACACCUCUACCAAUAAGCUUACAGUAGAUGGUCACACUUCUCAAUCUUCAACACGUCUUGGAAACACACUGGUCGCCACCCUAUUAGUGACUGAUGUUUCUACCUUAUCUUCUGACAAAGAGCAGAUGACCAUAUCCUUGGGAAACACCUCUAGAACUGUGGAGGUGACAGAAAUGUCCCCAUCAGAGAAUCCUUUUAUUUCAGACUCCCAGAGUACUUCAUCCUUGGAAAUGACACAUUCAGGAUUUGCUGAGACCACAACAAUUUCCAGUCACCAAACACAUUCACCUUCAGAGUUUCCACUUGCCACUUCACCUGACAGGAUUUCAGCUUCAUCUCCCAUUUCUGGAACCACACAGACUAUACCUACCUCUAUCUUAAGUCACUCAGUAGAUGCUCACAAUCCAGAAAUGUCUACCAGUCUUGGGAAAACAGCCCUCCCUUCACAAGCUCUGACAAUCACCACACUUUUGUCUCCUGAAAAAGAAAGCAUCAGUACACUUUCAGUAUAUACUCCCAGAACUGAGAAAAUGAUAGUAAGUGCCACCUCUAUGACUCACCUUUUCUCAUACCACCAGGAUACCUCAUUUGUAGACACCGUAACUUCCAGGACAACCAGAAUAUCCAAUCCUGUAAAUGUCAACACAACUCUUUCAUACUUGCUUUCCCUGAAAACUCAAACUAAGAUGACUUCAGUUGCCUCUUCCAUUUCUGAAAGUGCGCAGACCUCCCCUGAGUCCUUGUCUCUUUCCACGACUGGACUUUCUCAUGCCAAUUUUACAAUUGUCUUUACUGAUGGGAUCACUACAGUCCUUUCUACUCCAAAUGCACCUACAGCACUUCUUGAGAAAACCCCUGUGGCAACAUCCACUCUUAUUGACCAGGUGUCCUCACUGCCAGUUAGCGUCACUGCUGUCAGCUCCAAAAGAGUUUCUGCCACUCCCACAAUACUAAUAACUAAAUAUUCUAAAACAGCACACCCAGACUGUUUGAAAAGUCCCUCAGCCACUUCUGGGCCUGUGUCUGAGAUGCCUUCAAUGUCAGUUAAUGGCUCUGCUUUCUCACCUCCUGCUGUUUCUAUUGACACGUCCACAACAGUUGGACCAUUCUCUUCGUUACUAUCUUCAACUACCCCUAGGACUACUAUGGCCCUACAAGCAUCUACAUUGGAUGUUGCACCUGGGCCUACUUCAAAAAGCACAUUGUUUUCCUCUGCUUCCAUUACUUCAGAAAUGACAGAGGUGUCCUCCAGGAUCACACCUACAUCCUUUUCCUCUCUGACACAGUCAACUUUUCCCUCUGUGAAAACCAUUCCAGCCACUGUUACAGCGGGGAUAGUGACUCCAUCCAUAGGCACCACUGCCUCCUCUUUGCUCAGUUCUAGGAACACUGGAGCUAUUUCUUCCAUUUCAAAGACCACAUUUUCACCAUUUCAAUCAACAACUCAACAGUUGUCACAAAGAGAUGAGACUACAACUCUGGGCAUAUUAUCUGGGACUACUAAUGGCUCCUUAUCUCCUGUGAGCAGUAGUAUAGUAACUGCUCUCACAAAUACUUAUUCUAGAACUGCUGCCCUAGAAAGUGUGCUUUCAUCUACUCCAUCAGAUAAUCUCCAUACUUCGUUGAAUAUUGAGGUUUCUCCAUCUUUGACUAGCUCCAAGAGCAUUCCUGGACCCACAAAAAGUGUCAAAGCCACCACUUACCUUUCUUUGAAUACAGAAAAGAUGACUUCCUUGUCAGAAAAUUCUUCAGCAGCUGAACUAACAAAAGGUGCUACAUCUGUGGAUACCCCUGUUUCAUAUCCUCUAUGGACUCCAUCCAUUGCAACUCCACCCUCUUUGACAUCAUUUCUUUUUUCACCCAAGUUCUCUACUCCAGAGACUUUUCUUCUUCUUACAUCCCAAAUGGCUGAAUUUCCAGUUCUGGGCACAAGAAUCACAUCUAGUAACACCAAAUCUCUGCUUAUGACUACCUGGGACACACCCACAGCUAAAGGAUCUCAACUUCCAAUUUCUGCCACUACUCGUAUACCUACACCCCACAAAGUGGAAACAGAGACUCCAUACCUUGUUCCUGGGUCUUUGUUGACAUUCACAGCCUCUCAGACUGGUCUUGUAUCUGAAGAUGUUAUGGCAAAAUCAAUUUCCAUGCCUGGAAGUCUUCCUACCUUGGGGAUGUCUGACAGCCCUUCAUCAUCAAUAUCUUCAAGAUCUAUCCCUAUCACGUUGGCUGACAUUAAGCACACAUUUGAGAAGACAGCUACAUCUGUAACUCCUGGGACCAGACUCACACUGAAUCCUUCUGGCGCCACUUCAGGAUCUAUGCUUUCAGAGGCUACCAGUUCACCCAUACUGGCUUGGAUUUUAUCUACGCUUCCUUUGGGUCCUCCACUGGUGACUGUAUCCAAUAGUCCUCACAUAACUCCUACAGUAGAAGUGUCAAAGUCCACAUUUCUGACUUCUGACACUACACCAACGCACUCAUUCACUAAAUUUACAACACUACCCUUUGCUGCCAUAAGCACGGCACUCACCAAAACCACUCCUGCACCUACAGUGGGCAGUAUCACUGCUGGCUUCACAAUUUCUCUCCCUAUGUCUAUAAAAAUCACAAAUGCCAGUACAUACACUUCCAAAUUCGCUGAGGCAUCUUCCAGAACCACUGUGACUGCCAACUCCAGGACUGUGUCUCAACCUCUACCCUUUAGCAGAAUGAGUAGGUUGCCUCCUACAACUGACCACACCCUAUCUAUGAGUUCCACGUUUCUGCCUAGCCCCACAGUAACAUCUGCAUGGAGUAAAAUCUCACCUGCAUCAUCAUCCCCUACUUUAGUUCUUCCUAAGCCCACACUGGACUCCCUUCCAAAUAUAACCGCCAGUACACUUACUGCUACCACAGCCUCAUUUCCACUCACAUCCACUGGAGUAACACAUCCUUCUACAGCAACUGUGUCUUCACUACUUUCUUCCUCUUCUGAGACAACCUGGCUGGACCCCACGUCUUCUUUUCUAUCUAUGGAAACAUCAACUUCACUUAUUGCCACUAAGUCUACAGUUUCCUUCUACAAUAUUGAAAUGAGCUUCUCUGUGUUUGAUGAAGAGCCAAGGAUCCCUAUUAUCAGUGAUGUAAAUGAAUUUGCAGAAAAUUGGUUGAAUUCUAUAUUUCAGGACAGUGAAUUUGCUGUUGCUAAUCUGGUUAUUCAAAUUAAAAGCAGAAGCACUUCUGAGGGAGAAAUAACCAUGGACCGCAUUAUUUUGGAACAGAGAGAAGGGCAAGGAAUGGCUACAAUUUCCCAUGUACUAUCCAGCUAUGUUUGUCGGGCUAUCCUAAAGGCCAGCUCUUCUUUAGCAGCCAUCGAAUUGAUGAGCAGGAUCAAACGUAAAAUACAUGACAACCUCACACAUGGAAACUUCACCCAAGGUCAACUAACGUUAUUAGUGAAAUCUGAACACGUUGUGGAAAAACUAGAGCCGGGAAAGUGUGAAGCCCAGGAGACAGUCUCUAAAUACAAAGGAACCUAUAAAUGGCUCUUAACCAACCCUACUGAGACAGCCCAAACUAGAUGCAUAAAAAACAGGAAUGGAAAUGCUACUAGAAUCUGCUCAAUCAAUAUCAAUACUGGCAAAUCUCAGUGGGAAAAACCAAAGUUGAAACAAUGCAAACUGCUUCAAGGACUUCCUGAUAAGAUCAUGGAUCUUGCUAACAUUACUAUCAGUGAUGAGAAUGUGGAUGAUGUUGCAGAGCACAUUUUUAAUUUAAUAAAUGAAUCCCCUCUUCUGGAUGAAGAAGAAACAAAGAUUAUUGUUUCUAAAGUAUCUGAUGUUUCACAAUGUCAUGAGAUAAGUAUGAAUCUAACCCAGGUUAUAUUACAAAUAAUCAAUGCUGUUUUGGGAAAGCAAAACAAUUCAGCAUCUGAUCUGCAUGAAGUAAGAAAUGAAAUUCUGAGGAUAAUUGAGCGUGCUGGUCACAAGAUGGAGUUUUCUGGGAGGACAGCUAAUCUGAUGGUAGCCAGGCUGGCAUUGGCUGUCCUGCGGGUGGACCACACAUUUGAAGGCAUGGCCUUCAGCAUUCAGUCCUAUGAAGAAGGCACAGACCCUGAGAUUUACCUUGGUGAAGUCCCUCCGGGAAGGGCUUUGGCUUCCAUCUAUCUGCCUCAAUCACUGAGGGAGAGAAUUCCUCUUAGCAGCUUGCAGACCAUCUUGUUUAAUUUUUUUGGCCAAACUUCACUGUUUAAGACCAGAAAUGUCACAAAAGCAUUAAGCACCUUCGUUGUGAGUGCCAGCAUUUCAGAUAUGUCUAUUCAAAACUUGGCUGAGCCAGUGGUAAUCACUCUGCAGCAUGUGGAAGGAAACCAGAGUUAUGAUCAAGUACACUGUGCCUUUUGGGAUUUUGGGAGUAACGAUGGGCAAGGUGGAUGGAAUUCAUCAGGCUGUAAAGUAAAGGAAACGAAUGAAAAUCACACAAUCUGUCAGUGUGACCACCUCACCCAUUUUGGAGUCUUAUUGGAUUUAUCCAGGUCUGCAGUGGAUGCAGUGAAUGAACAGAUAUUAGUGCUUAUAACAUACAUUGGAUGUGGAAUCUCCUCCAUUUUCCUGGGAGUUGCAAUGGUGACAUACAUAGCUUUUCACAAACUUCGAAAAGAUCAUCCUUCCAAAAUCCUGAUCAACCUGUGCACAGCACUACUGAUGUUAAACCUGACCUUUCUGGUCAAUUCCUGGUCAUCGUCAUUUCAGAAAGCUGGACUGUGUGUCACAGCUGCCAUGGCCCUUCAUUACUUCCUGCUCGUUUCCUUGACUUGGAUGGGCCUGGAGGCGGUCCACAUGUAUUUGUCUCUUGUCAGAGUCUUCAACAUAUAUGUCCCCAAUUAUAUACUUAAAUUUUGUCUAGUUGGUUGGGGAAUCCCAGGGGUCAUGGUGGCAAUCACACUCAGUGUGAAAAAAGAUCUGUAUGGAACGCUGAGCUCAACGACUCCAUUUUGUUGGAUUAAAGAUGAUUCUAUCUUUUACACCUCAGUUGUGGCUUAUUUUUGCCUCAUAUUUCUAAUGAAUCUCUCCAUGUUCUGCACUGUUCUUGCUCAACUGAAUUCCAUGAACUCCCAAAGCCGCAGGACCCGGCGGAAGAUGAUCCUGCAUGACCUUAAAGGCACAACGAGCCUGACAUUCUUACUUGGCCUCACCUGGGGGUUUGCUUUUUUUGCCUGGGGACCUGUAAGGAUCUUUUUCUUAUAUCUUUUUGCCAUUUUCAACACGUUGCAAGGAUUCCUCAUUUUCAUGUUUUACUGCGUAAUGAAGGAGAGUGUGCGGGAGCAGUGGCAGAUACACUUCUGUUGUGGGUGGUUACGACUGGAUAACUCUUCUGACAGGGACAGCAGGUGUGGGCUACAUGUUGGGUAUAAACAAGAGAGAUUGAAGAAAACCUUCCAGAACAAAUUGUUGACACCAUCCCUCAAGUCAACUAUGACGAGUUCCACUUUGAAAUCUUUAGGCUCUGCACAAUGCACUCUUUCGGAAAUAUGCUUUCCAAAUGGUGACUUUGAUGAAGAUCCCUACUGUUUCUCUCCCUUGAGUUGCGAAGUUGUGCCUAAUUAUGUGAGAAGAAUAUUACCUGUGGAAGUCAAAAUGAAUUCCACUCACAAACAGAGAUUUCUUGAAUAA